AGAAAAAGGGCGUGAAAAAGUAGUCCUGCGAUACGGAGAAGGGCUCCUUUCGUUUGCGAACUGUGAGGCCACAAUGUCCAGGCAGCGUCGGUAACCUGAGGCUGAAGAGGGGAUGGAACCCGAGGACGGAGAGAAAAGGAGUCCCUUCGGGAGGGCAUGGCGGAGCGGAGGGAUCUGGGGGUUGCGGGGCAGUGAGAAGGCAGUUUUGAACAGGCGGCGCGAGGAAAAAGCGGGGCGGUUGUAGGAGCGCGCGGUGUCAGCGAGUCGCUCUCGCCCGGGCCGGGGAGCUAGCGGCAGUGCGUGAAGGGUGGCUGCCGUUGCCCUUCGCCGGGGAGGGGGCAAAGAAUGGGGUGGCUGCCCCUGCUUGAUCCCCCCUCGUAAUUCCGCGGUUCUGCUCCGGGGUAACAACGGAGUAACGAACCCGGAGUAGGGCGUGCUGCGCGUCCGUGUGGGGCGGUGUAGACCCGGGGCGCUGCGCAUCACAGCCCCCGUGUGCCAAGCUGGCUGGGGUUGGUGGGAGUGCUGGUCCGCCCCAUGUGUGUCUCGUUUGUCGAGGGGGAAGCUUGUUUACUCUGAAGUAAGUACCGCGCGCGUUCAGUAGGCGGGGACCCCGGUUACACGUGCAAAAGGAAUAGAGCCCGAGGGCACCAUCCUGGGCACGUCUGGGCAGGGAAAGACCUGCAAACCCCAGGAGAGACGCUUGGGUUGUCGGACUUGGUGCCGUCUAAACCCGCAGAGCCUUGAAGCCUUGGUGAGUAAUCUUAUGCAUGCUUCGGCUCCAAAAGCGCUGCAACUCGCGGCAUUCAGCGAGUGGACCUCGUAGGAUCGGUCCCCCCGCCCCGGCUAAGGAUGCGUAGAGUUUGCGCGCUUUUUGCAUUGGAGGUUGCUGUCCCUUGCGCACUGACCGUCGCAUUGGACUUGGUGGAUGGUGCAAAUUAGUGCCCUGCAACGGCGGGGGCGGGAGGGGGUUGGACGCGAUGGCCUUCAUGGCCCUUUCCAGCUCUGCGACUCUUAAGAAAUGGCAACCAAGAGGAAUAGCUGCAAUAGCUGGAGUUGCACAACCUGCAAGGGAGUAAGCUUUUUGAGAUCAGCUCGUUUUAUCGUUGAGUAAAUAGCGCAGGCUGGACCUGCACAUGCUGCAGUGAGUUUCAGCUUGGAGGUCUGGAUUGUUAGUGCCUGCAUACUCUGCCGCCUCCCGUGAGAGAUCAAGGUAUUAUUCUCCAUCCAGAUUAGGGAUUAUCAGUCAUCCAGCUGUAAUGCGAUGCUGAGGAUGCGGGUACUGGUCUGGCUUGCCUCCGUUAGAGACCUGGCAUUAAUAGCAAUAUUUAAAAAGGUAGGGAUUGUUGCCAGAACGAGCAGUACAAAUCUGAGGGACCCCAGACUCAUACCAGUUAAGAGUCUAGAAACUAGGAGCAGAGAUCAAGCUUUAUUCUAGCGCACUAAAGAACAAAGCAGAGAACAAUGGGGGUGCGUGCCCAAAAGCAAGGUCUUGCCAGUUGUCCCCCCAAAGCAUGCAUUAUAUAUCUACAUAAGCAGCCUAGUCCUCUAAUCCACAUCUGAUACAUCUCCCCUCUGCCCUUUAGCAUUCCCUUGGCUAAGCUCUUAAACAAAUGCACAUAUUUUUAGCACUCUUUCCAGAUCAAAGUGAUUUCCGUACUCUAUGAACUUAAAAUAUUCUGUAUAACUUGCUUGGAUGGUAAAACUAUUGAAAUUUUGAAAAUUAAAGGAAUCUCAGUAAAUUAAUAAUUCUCUUUUAUUCUCUAAAAUUAUUUAAUUUUAAUAAACUAGACAUUAUAAAUUUAUGAGCACACGUUAGGUUCCUAUGUUAUAUAAUAUGUUAUGCCUGAUUACUGGGUAUGUCAGCAAAUAGUCCUUUGGAAGCAUCCUCAAUCAUCCCAGAAGUAUGAGGAGUUGAAGGCAGAGCAUGAUUGCUAUGCAGCAUCUCUUCUUAUUCAUGAAGAGUUGAUUGUGGUGGAGUUCAGGGAAAUUUGGUCUAAAAAUAAAGCUACUGCAAUUUGACUCAGCUGGGCAAGAUUCUCUUACAUUUUGGAAUGGUAAGCAAUCAUAUUUAAUUAAAGAACCUUUAAGCAAUCCCAACAUAUUAUUUAUGUAAGUAAUUUAUCUAAAUAAUUUAUGUUUUAAUUCUUCCUGAAAAUAUGCUUGAUGGAGGGGAGGUUUUCUCUUAGAAUCUUAGCUUUUAUUGUGAGACCAAAAUCAUCUCAAAUGAGCUAUGCUUUUGUGCCUUUUUGGGGACACAAAGUCACCAGCCAGCCUUACCUGUGGCAUGUGUUUAUAUAUGACUCAUAAAAGGUAGGAAGCUGAAAUUUGGAGCCAUUUUUUUCCUGUCUGUGACUGUGUUGUAAAAGAAUGAACCUGUAGGACUAUACAUGUGUAAAUCACAGUAUUCAAAUGUGCACCUGAGUGUACUACAAUCACCCCACAAUAUGGGAUGAGUUAAAAAGAAGGAAAAUGCAUUCUUUGUACAGUAGUUAAAAUUGUAAGAGUCCACAACUUUUUGUGUUAUUUCAGUUAUUGUGGAUAUCCACAGUCAUUGUCCACUGUGGAUUAUGGAUCCUUCUUCCCAUGAAUCUUUAUUUUUAUCUGCUUUCCUCCAUAUCUCAUCCUUCUAAAACAGGAGGUUGAACUGCUUUCAACCUGAGGGCCAGCUUCUAUUUUGGAAGAGUUUGGGGUGGGGGGGGGCUGCAUUUCAGCUGUGACCUUGUUAUGAGCUUGGCUGUACAGUGUUAUGCAGUAUCAUGGCAUGUUAACUGACAGGUUGCUUUUCUUUUAAAAGCAGAACAGCUCUAUGUUGUCUUACCGUCGGCAUUUGGGACUGGUGGCAGAAUUGCUGUUCCUAACGAGGGAAUGAUUCGUAUCCUAAUUAAUCAAAAGCAGCAAAGAGAUUCCCAAUGGAAAACCAGAGUAAUAAGAAAAUACUUUCUGAAUGUCCAGAUGUGCAAUGCAACUUCUAUUUGGGGCAUGGAAAUGACAUCACCUGUGCAAUGGAGGAGGAUGGUUGCUCUGGAAGCUGCUCAUCUAGUGCCCUGACACCAAACACAUCAGCAAAUGCUCUCUUGUUCUCAAAGAUGCUGAGCAGUUCAGGAAGCGCUCUGAUAAGGGAUCAGCCCACCAUCAUGCGGAAUGCAAAUUCUCUGACUCCUUCCAAGAGCGUAUUGGAAGCAGAACCGAUCUGUGAAAGAACCACUGACAAAGCUAUGGUUUCAGAGGAAUCCAAGAACUUGUUAAAAAAAUUUAGGCGGCGAUCUACGAUAGGAUUGCGGGGCUCUCCAGAAAACAAUUCUCUUAUCCGACACAUGGCUUUGCAAAAGAGAAUAAACAAGCAAGAUACACUCACACAGACCAGUCCUUUUAACCAGAGGAGCACAUUUCUGAAGGAUAAAAUAGCUGCUUUCCAAUCAUCCUUUAAGCCACUUGAAGAAACUGAGGAAAAAGCAACCCAUGUAUCCAACUCCGCUAAUGAAGCUUAUACCAGAGUACAUGAACAAUCUAAGCUGGACUAUGUGUGGCCAUCCAAGCAUAAGAGGGGUGUUUCUGAGGAAAGCCUGGAUCCUAAAUCCAUCACUGGAGAGAGACCAUUGGCUGAUAUCCCGCUGCAGAACGUUGUCCCUCCAUCGAAUAAACUUUUUAUUGGUUCAGUUGCUGUUUCUAAGGCAGAUCCAGCUUUUCUAGCAAGGGCUGUAGAAUCUGGAUAUACGCCUUUGGACAUGACUCCAAGUAGGAACAUAUCAAAGGCUGAACAUGGUAUACGAUUUUCACAUACCAUUGUUGCAGAGUUAAGCAUCGACACUACAGCUCAACACAGCUGUAAGAAAGUUAGAUUUGCAGAAAAGCAGAGGUUAGAAAUAUUUGAUGAAACCAAGCCACCCUUUACUCCUGUGCAGAAGGGUGGCUUGCCUUCUAGUUCUCUUCGUUCUGUUUUGAAGAAAACACCAGUAAAGUCAGCAGAAUGUAUGAAGGCGGAUCUCGAUGAUACAAGAAUAGCAGAAGAAAGAGCAGCACUUUCUGACCUCAAAAGCUGUGGGACUUUACAACAAGAUAACAUUCUAGAAGGACUUACUGGACCGGUCGCUGAGGUGAAUGCAUGCAACAAAGAUCUAGACUGGGAUGUGUCCGUAACUGUGGAAGCUCCAUUAUGCAGACAAAAGAAAGCUCCACUGAGUCCCUUGGAAUCAAGAGAGACAAGAUCUCCCAAUGCAAUUUCUCUCAUGGAAUCGUUUUCCCAACCAAACUUCGACCAUAGCAAUGUCAGUGACCUCCUUCAAGAGUCAUCAGAGGUUGUGACCACUACUGAACAUUCCGUGAACUCUGAUCUGGAAGAAACAAAAGGCAGUUCUCCUGACCUCCAGGUUGUGGCUGUGAGAACAACUCGGUCCUCUGCAAGAAGCAAGAGUGUCAGCAAAGGCAAAGAUUCUAGCCUACCAACUGAACUGCGAGCUAAGAAUUCCAAACGGGUAUAUGGCCGAUUGCAGAAAGCCAAAGAAGCAGCAAAACCUUCCAAAAAGACACCAGCUGCCAAAUACAAGGCUUUUGGAAAGAGAGGAAGAAGGAAAAAGGAGCAAAAAGCACUCUAUGGGCAGCGAGAGCGAGCGUCAAAGAAACCUCUCUUGAGUCCAAUUUCAGAGAGGACAGAAGAGCUCUCCUUUAUGUCAUCUUAUCAAAAUACACCACAACCACAAACAUCCAUUCUGGAUGAUUCCAGCUCAGGUGUCCUGAAUACCAAACCUACACCUGAAACUGUGGAAAGCAACAACAUAUUGCAUAGGAGUGAAGAGAGCGGUAGCUGCCUGCAUUCCAGCCUGGAUCCUCUUCAGGAAGAUGACACGUCAAGCUCAUCCUCACAGCUUCAAGAGGAUGCUGCCUAUGAAGUGAAAAAGAUGCUUCUCUGGGACUCAGCGGAAAAGAACUCUCCUGCGAAAAUGAAGAACACCUUACAUGAAAAUGAGCAAUUGCCAAGCAAUGACUAUUCUUCAAGUGAAACUGAGGUGCAGAUGGUUCCCAGCCUACCAAACCUGCACAGAUCUGGUAAAAAUAACAACUCUAAAGGAGAGUCCUCCUUCAAAGUUAAUUCUGCAGUGGAGCUAAGGAAUGAAAGCGCUGGUGUAAGCUGUAAAAGGUUCCCAAGGAGGAGCCAAAGACUCACCUGCUACCUUCCCAGUGAUGGGGGCUGUCAGUCUGAAAUGCCUGGAAACUGUGUUCUUGAAAGUAAUAUGGAAGAACUUCCUGUUAUGCCUCAAACAGACACUGAUUCUGAACUCUUGAAUAGUUUGCAGUGCUCCAUAGAAGACUCAUUCGAGGGCGUAUCCAGAAGGGUGAGACGCAGCACGAGGAGGCUUAAAGAUGCAGGAAAUGAGGGGCUUGCCUGGAUCCAGCUACCUGCGAAUAAUUCUGUAAGCCAGUCUCCCUUGGGUUAUGCCUGCAAAGCCCAGGAAUGGAGGUCUUCCUCUAGUCCACAGGAAUCAGAGCUGCUUUAUCAGAAGAGUGUAAAUGGGGUCCAGAUGCUAUUGGCAACCAAGGAAGAGCAGGAAAACAUAAUUGGCCCUUAUAAAUCAAGGAGGCAAAGGAAGAGCAUGUCUGCUUUGAGCCUUGAAGAAAAUAAAAGGGGCUUGCAUGUGCGGAAGAACAGAAGAGCAAGCCUUGUGUACAAAAGCGAUCACGCCCAUCAAAAGGAUUCUGAAAUAAGAAAGUUCCUGGAAAAUCACCCCGUGGUUUAAUUUAGAUUGGCAAUUGAAAGGGGUACCUUAAAGGGCUUCCCUUCAGCUUCGCAAGCUGCAAUUGUUAAACUUCAUUAAUAUAUGAUUCUCUAUAGCUUUUAGGUUGGGGGUGGGGAAUCCAUGUGCUUACAUAAACUAUGUGUUUGGAGAGAGAACUUCAGGCAAGCAGUGGGUAGACUAAAGACAAAAACAGGAAUGCAAAAGAAAAGAAAUACAGGAAUGGAAAUGAAGUAGGUGCUGCUUGAAAGUAAUGCAAACAUUUGAUUUGUGUUUGUGCAGAACUGGCAAGCCCUGCCCACUGAAGCUUAGCUGGCUUCUGAAAUGCCCUAAUUUCUGAGCAUUGCCAGAAAACUGCCAUUCCUAGUAAGUAAUAGUAAGGAAAAGAUGUCAAGGGAGUCCAAGCCACUCUAGUUUCUUGAUGACAUUUAUAGCACAACCCAAGGCAGUCAGACUGUGUCCCACUGUGUUUAAUGGAACAUGUUCUGAAGUAAUAGUGUAGGUAGGAUUCCAGCCCUGAGAAGUGUUGGAAAUAGUAGCCAGCAAGUUGCAUAAUGCUGUUUGCAUAUUUAACAUGAAGAAAACGCUGUAAGCUACUCUUGUUUUAGGCAAAGUAUUACAGAAAUAGAAUCCCAUCCCAUCUCCCUAAGCUGUAUUUUGGUCUUCUCAAAAGGUGAAACAUUGUAGCCUUCAAAUACUGGGAAUACUGCUUAUGUCCAGAAUUCUAAAAACACAAGUUAUUGCGUUUUUGCAGGAUAAAAUUGUAGGGUAUGCAUGUAUUUGUCCUGCAUCCAGAUAACUGCCUGGGUAUUCCUGCAGCAGCUUUAAAGAAAACUCAGGGCUCUGCAUAUCAUUUAACUGUUGAAAUGUGUGAUGUCUUUUUCAAAAUGUAAUGCUGACUGUACUUUAUUCUCUGUUGCGUUUGGGAAGUUUUAAAGCAGUGUCCACUGCUAAAUUAGCUUAUCACAUAUCUUUCUUAACUGAAAGCGUAAGAGCUGACAGCUCAUUUCAAACUACAAUUUCUAAAAUGUUCUGUCAGGAACUAUAUCCUAUGUGUAUCAGAAGAGGGCAGUAUGGCCUGAUUUGCAAAGGAGUUGCUUGUUUUAAGGUCACAUUUUUUCUGAAAAACACUUGUGUGUCAGUCAUGCAGAAAAUGUUUUGCUUUGUUUUUAAGAAAACACCCUCUUCGGCCCCAGUCCAUUUGAGUUUGUCUUUGCUUCAGUUCUGUUGAAAAUAAGGCUUAUUAGUGAGAAGAAAAUGAAUUUUACCUCGAUUGGACACAUUUAACCUUAUUCAGCGAAACUCGAGCCUUUCGAGGGCCCUUUGCUUAGAGUGGGAGAUACUUUUCCACCGACAUGAUGGGCGUUUAAAAAUUGUGCCCUUGGUGGAACUGUACCCUGGCUGAUCUAAGCAGUGAUGCUUCACAAUGGCAAAACCUGCCAUCAGUUUAUUGGUUGAAACAGCACUCAAGGAAACAGGUGAGGGAUUUGAAAGAAAUUAAUGUGUCAUAUAGCCGUUAUACUGGGUGAGACUGGUGCGGCAUUGCUGCGCAUUAUGUCGUCACAACGACCUGUCCGAGCACCUGUUCCCGCAUCGUGUACAGAAGCCUCUGCAGGAGCCCUGUAAAGGUUUUCCAGCAAUACCAUGCAAGGUUAUUUCUAGGUGGGGAAUUUUAUUCAGAAAUCGGAGCCACAUGGCAGCGUGUUUCAGAUUGUUUGCUGAGCUCAGAUGAGCAAGGGUUUGCACAGAACUUCCAGCAUUUUAAGGAUUCUUCACUCUGUUGUGAAGACUUCACCAGCUCCUCCCACGAUACGCCUGUCCCGAGACAGGAGUGGCAGUUCCUUUGCAUAUAAUGCAUUGUAUUGUUUAUAUGAAAAACAGUGACUCUUCUUUUGGUAAAGGGUCAGAAGGAACUGGUCUUUCUAUUUAAGAGAAAAUUAAGUGUAAUCAGUGAUAACUGCAAUAUUUUCCCACAAUGUUUUCUGUUUUAUUUCCAUGCCAGGUAUGGUUAUAAAAGACUGGAACCCCAAUCUUGUCCCCACUGUUAAUUGUAGUAGCAUAAGUUACAGUAUGUAUAUUAUAUUACAGCUUUCCCCAACUUGGUGCUCCGCAGACUUCUUGAAUUACUCCUAUCAGCCUCAGUCAGCAUGGUCUAUGCUUGGAAUGCUAGUAGUUUGGAAUGCUGUAGAAAUUGUAGUGGAAGGCACCAGGUUGGGAAGAUUGCUCUGCAAAGUAAGUAGAGGCAGAGUUACCCUUGGAUGUAAAGAAAGGAUGCAACUUCUCUUUUACUCCCUUAGGAUGAGGGCUCUGGCACAAUCCUACACAGUGUCAUGGAACUUCAUCUGCACUCCCUCCUAGUCUCUUCCACCUCCAGUCAAAAUCCUUACCUCUGCACCAGUCAAGUGCACUGUCCUCCCAGUAACGGUGGCAGUGGUGCCCGGGGUUCUGCUUCAGAGAGUUCAGUAUGUCGGGGGCAAAGUAAUGAGGUAUUUUGCUUUGUACCAGUAUUGCAAUGUCUGAGCCCAAUUCAUUGAAUUUGUCACCUUUAUACAGUAGAACAUAGAACCGUUCUGUAAACCGCAUUGCCUUUCCUUGACUUUAGCCUCAUGGGACCACCUCCUCUUUCAAGCUCCACUGGAGAAAUGCCGCAUCAAAUGCCCCUCUGUAAGUGAGUAAUCAGCUGUGGUAGGCAUAGAAGCCCCGUCUCAAGCAGCAGCCCAGGGACUUGUUCAUCUAGAGAAACUCACUAAUGUUGCUUUUAAAAUGCAGCGUAAGUUGCUUAUUUUUUAAAGCCCCCAGAGCAAUCUUUGCAGCCCCAGUUUCAAGUUUUCCAGUUCAGGACAGUGUGAAGUGAUUUUUGGGGGUGGGGUGUGUGUGUGGUAAUUUCUGUACAUGUAAAUUGUGUGUGCUAAAUGGAAGCUUUAUUGUCUCAGUAUUUUUAUAAGCUAUCUAGAGCAUUUUAUUGGCACCAUGGGAUGAGAA
Varanus komodoensis (Komodo dragon) is the source of this 8711-nucleotide messenger RNA. It is a transcript of the gene CDCA2, whose product is annotated as cell division cycle associated 2. The coding region runs from base 2910 to 5732 and encodes 940 amino acids. The transcript is spliced from 13 exons. NCBI's taxonomy places the organism in Eukaryota, Metazoa, Chordata, Lepidosauria, Squamata, Varanidae. The record is from RefSeq and is a predicted model, not a curated record.